Messenger RNA from Olea europaea var. sylvestris, 1304 nucleotides. RefSeq names its product eukaryotic translation initiation factor 3 subunit F-like. The coding region runs from base 129 to 986 and encodes 285 amino acids. Gene Ontology annotation, molecular function: translation initiation factor binding; translation initiation factor activity; metallopeptidase activity. Gene Ontology annotation, cellular component: eukaryotic translation initiation factor 3 complex, eIF3m. The transcript has 6 exons. The record is from RefSeq and is a predicted model, not a curated record. NCBI's taxonomy places the organism in Eukaryota, Viridiplantae, Streptophyta, Magnoliopsida, Lamiales, Oleaceae. Gene Ontology annotation, biological process: translational initiation.
AUGUCCUAAGCCACUGAACGCAGCCCAUUUUCACACAACCCCCGGAUCUUCCUGCAACCUUCACAGUUCCCUCAAAAACCCUAGUACCUCGCUCUCUUGCUAACUACUGCAUCGCCGGGAAUCAUCAUAUGGCGUCGAGUGGACAAACGGUGUUGCAGUUUUCAUCAUCAUCGACAAGUGUAUCGGCUAGGGUCCAUCCGCUAGUCAUCUUCAACAUAUGCGAUUUCUAUGUAAGGAGAGCCGACCAAGCCGAGCGGGUCAUUGGCACUCUCCUCGGAUCCGUUUUACCUGACGGUACAGUCGAUAUUCGUAACUCUUACGCCGUUCCACACAAUGAGUCUUCAGAUCAGGUUGCGUUGGAUAUUGAUUAUCAUCACAAUAUGCUGUUAUCCCAUCAGAAAGUGAACCCGAAGGAAGUCAUUGUUGGAUGGUUUUCAACUGGUUUUGGAGUCACUGGUGGUAGUGCUUUGAUCCACGAAUUUUACGCUAGAGAAGUUUCAAAUCCUGUUCAUUUGACUGUUGAUACUGGAUUCAAAAAUGGCGAGGCUGCAAUAAAGGGAUUUGUCUCUAUUAAUUUAUCUCUUGGAGAUCAACAACUUGCUGCACAAUUUCAAGAAAUUCCAUUGGACCUACGCAUGGUUGAGGCUGAGCGUGUUGGUUUUGAUGUUCUUAAACCAACAACAGUGGACAAGAUUCCCAAUGAUCUGGAAGGAAUGGAAGCUUCAAUGGAACGUUUGCUUGCUCUAAUAGAUGACGUUUACAAAUAUGUAGAUGAUGUGGUGGAAGGGCGUGUUGCUCCAGAUAAUGACAUCGGCCAAUUUUUAUCAGACACUGUAGCAUCUAUUCCGAAAUUAUCACCACACGAAUUUGAUAAACUAGUGAAUGAUAGUCUGCAGGACCAAUUACUGUUACUUUAUUUGUCAAGUAUUACAAGAACACAACUCAGCUUAGCAGAAAAGUUGAAUACUGCUGCUCAGAUCUUGUGAUGGAUUUACCAUUUCCCUGUUUGAAACUCAUGCGAUAUGGCUCUUCCCAUCAUAUUAUUAGCGUGGUAAUUCAUGGAGGGAGGAAAAGCUUUGACUGAAAGUACAAUUCAUUUCACGAUUUGAGCAAUUUUGUCUCCGAAAGUUUUUAGAGCUAAAUGUGAUAGGAUCUAUAUUAUUAAUUGGAAAAAUUUCAUGUUUGGUGUCAGUAACUGAGUCUUUAAUGAUAUUCUGAUCUCUUAUUGUUUACUUUCGGGUCAUUUUUUCUGUUUAUGCUUGGAAGGAUCGAUAUUGGCAUAAUUUUUGCCCUCGUUUGUCUCC